CCCCAAGCCGGGAACAUCAAGAACAGAGAGAAUCACAAGCCAACACCAACAACACCCCAAGACUCCAAACUCCAACAAGCCGAGAUCACCACCCUCUUUCCGACACUACGGCGGCAUCACGAGUCACCGAUUACUCCGGGGUCUCUGAGUUGCGACCAGCAGAGACCCCUCGAACAAAGACGCAUCAAUCCGUCUCGAUCCCUUCGACCCGUUCCCCUGCGUCUCGAUUCCCCAGUCCCAGUUCCGACUCGAGUCGAGAGAAGGGUAGCGGCAUGUCUAAUCUCGAAACCCAACACCACAUCUCCCACUCUGGACCAGAUUCCGCGAGUUCGGCAGCAGAAUAUGGCGUGCCACCCACCACUCUUGCCGACUCGGUGACCGAAGAGCUGGAGGAGACAGAAACAGCAGGGCACGACAUAACAGAGGAGAAGACUGACAUAGCGCCGGCCGACCCAAUGCAAGACCCUAGCCGGAUAACGGGGCUGGAAAGAUGGGCAGUCCAGGCUUCGGAUUCGCAGUUCAAUGCGCUCGCCGGCGCAGUGGGAGGCUUGAUGUCCGGCGUGAUUACCUGCCCGCUGGAUGUCAUAAAGACCAAGUUGCAAGCGCAGGGCGCGGGGCACCAUGUGGGCCAGCCUAGGAUGUACAAUGGCUUGGUAGGCACGGCGAAGGUAAUAUGGAAGCAUGAGGGCAUUCGCGGCAUGUAUAGGGGUUUGGGUCCCAUAAUAAUGGGUUACUUGCCCACUUGGGCCGUCUGGUUCACAGUCUACAACAAGAGCAAGAUAUGGCUAGGCGAAUACUCCGACAAACCAGUUGCGGUAAACUUUGGCGCAUCCAUCAUAGCUGGCGCUAGUAGUACCAUCGCGACCAACCCGAUAUGGGUCAUCAAGACCCGACUGAUGUCGCAGUCAGCAUCGCACGACACCCCUUGGCACUACAAGUCCACGUUCGAUGCCGCGCGCAAGAUGUACACCACCGAGGGCAUUCUGGCCUUCUACUCCGGAUUGACACCUGCUCUUCUGGGUCUCACUCACGUGGCCGUCCAAUUCCCCGCCUACGAGUUCCUCAAGACCAAGUUUACUGGACAAGGCAUGGGCGGCGCCGCCGGCGACCAGAACACCAAGCCAAGCUUUAUGGGCACUUUUGCCGCCUCCGUCCUCUCCAAGAUUCUCGCCAGCAGCGCGACGUAUCCCCACGAGGUCAUCAGGACGAGACUGCAGACACAGCGCAAGCCGAUGCUGGAACAGGAGCACUUGCAGGGUCUGGGAGUGGUUUCCAAGAACGGCGCUGAGUCAAAGCAGCUGGCAACAUCACUGCCCAAGUACAGAGGCGUGGUGGGCACCUUCAAGACCAUGCUCAAGGAGGAAGGGUGGAGGGCGUUUUACGCUGGUAUGGGAACCAACAUGAUGAGAGCCGUCCCCGCGGCGACCGUCACCAUGCUCACGUACGAGUACGUGAUGAACCACCUGAAGCAGGCGAGGCAGCAUGGAAAGGAGAAGCUGGCCAAGGUUGCGGAGGUUGCGGCUGUGAAGGCUGAGAGUGGAGAGAGGCUUGAGAGGCCUGAGAUUUCCAGCAGCACCAGCAGCUAGAGACGUGCAAUGGGAUCGAAGGGUGCUCACAUGUCUUGAGUAGGUGAGGGUUCGAAAGUUGGAUAUUUAUAUAUGUAGCUUAUAUAUGGCGCGAAGCGAACAUACACACACACACACACACAUACACACACAGACGGAACGCGCGCAAAGUGGAAAAGCGGAA
Neurospora tetraspora is the source of this 1749-nucleotide messenger RNA. RefSeq names its product mitochondrial carrier domain-containing protein. Gene Ontology annotation, molecular function: pyrimidine nucleotide transmembrane transporter activity. The record is from RefSeq and is a predicted model, not a curated record. NCBI's taxonomy places the organism in Eukaryota, Fungi, Ascomycota, Sordariomycetes, Sordariales, Sordariaceae. The transcript is spliced from 2 exons. The coding region runs from base 273 to 1586 and encodes 437 amino acids. Gene Ontology annotation, cellular component: mitochondrion. Gene Ontology annotation, biological process: pyrimidine nucleotide import into mitochondrion.